AUGUCUGUACCUCUCACCAAGGUCGACUCUGCCAUCGCUGGCUUGUCCAUAGACGACAAAGCCCCCAAACCCUCCGAGAAGGAAGUCAAGAAGACGCACAAGCGCACCCCAUCCAAAUCGGGUGAAGUCUGGAACAUCAAAGACCUGGGUAAGCCUCCUUUACCCUUCCAUCCAUCCAUCCUUUCAUCAUCGCUCAUCAUCGCUCUCCAUCCAGAGGAGCAAAAGAUUGAGCUCUCGCUCCCAAUCGAGACACAAAAGACCGGGUGGAAACUCAACACCUCACCAAAUACCGUCGAGGACCGGGAUAUCCUCAAGUUACAUCUCGUCACGCCGCCAGUCAAGAAGAUUGACUUGCACUUCCCCUUGGGCCUGGAGGUCACUGCCCGGAAUUUGAAGGGUGUCACAAUCAAGGAUGCACUAGACGCCAUCCACAAGCAGUUCAAGAAGAAGGCGGACGACGAGCUGGAUAAGCCCUACCUCGCUGGCUUCGAGUGGGACAAGGAGGAGUCCUGGACACGGCUCAUUGUGCACCAGAAGAAAGAGAACACGGCAGCACAACCCACCAGCAAGAAGUCCAAAAAGAAGAACAAGGAAGAGGCAUAG
Molecule: messenger RNA, 603 nt
Organism: Penicillium lagena
Lineage: Eukaryota; Fungi; Ascomycota; Eurotiomycetes; Eurotiales; Aspergillaceae
Exons: 3
Coding region: 1-603 (200 amino acids)
Source: RefSeq, a predicted model, not a curated record